AUGCAGUUCUCCACUCUUUUCAUCGCCGUCUUCGCCGCUGCCGGUGCCCUUGCUGCGCCCGCCCCCAACGAGGGUGCUGGCCAGCCCAUUGCCCCCAGGCAGAACGGCACAGAGCCCGGCAUCGGGGAUAUCCCCGGCGUCAACAACCCUACGGGCCAGAACGACCUGUGUGGCUUCUCGAAAGACAUCUGUCGUCCUGGCAGGGGCUUUGCAGACUGCGAUGCCCAGUGCAAGACCUGCGCGGGCAAGUAUGGCAACUACAGCUAUGGCCGCUGCUGCGGUCAGACGAGUCUUUGCACCGGGGGAGAGAACAUUGCCUGA
This is a messenger RNA of Thyridium curvatum, 321 nucleotides long. RefSeq lists its product as uncharacterized. The transcript has 2 exons. NCBI's taxonomy places the organism in Eukaryota, Fungi, Ascomycota, Sordariomycetes, Thyridiales, Thyridiaceae. The record is from RefSeq and is a predicted model, not a curated record. Bases 1 to 321 code for a protein of 106 amino acids.